GAAGAUAGUGCAAAUUCAAUUAUUGUACUGUAUUUCGUGUUAAUGUAGCGUUUAAUAUUAAUAUAAUGAAUUGUAACACGUGCAAUUUGUUCGAUCAUCCUUCAAAAUUGCGUGCACUUCCUCACUGUAAUAUAAACCAUUACUGGGAAGUACAGUGUGAUCUAUCUAGACAUUCGGAAAUGUUCGUGGACAGGGCCGGAUGGAAGAUUUUUAAGGCCUGGAAAUAUUGAUCCAACGGAGGCUGCCUUUAUAGAAAAAUAUGAGGAGAGUGGAUUAAAAUGAUAUAAAUUUACAUAAAUAUGAAAUUACAUUUAUAUUCUGAUGGGUGUAAAAUAAAAUGUAUUUUCAUUGAAUGGCAAGACUUGGUAUUAUAGCCUCCUUUAGUUCCCCUCUUAAUCCGUACCUGUUGGCGGAUCUUUGGAGGUCUUUUGGAGUACAAUACAGCCAGUACGCAACUUGUUUCGCCUUCCCUAUACUUUACGUAUGAGCGUGAUACUAGACACUACUCUAUGGGACCCAAGUCUGAAGGAGAGAGAAAGAUAGAAGGAAAGUGAAUGUAAAGGAAGAAAAGUGUGAGAGAGGGAGGAACAGAAUUACUAAGGAGGAUUCUGAAUUCCGACCACAGCGCUCAGUCGUUGACGAACAUCGAAACCGUUGGUUCUAUACUACUUGUAGUCAAGCGUUAACAUAUUUCCUAGAAGAAACAAAAAUGGUCGUCCAAGUUAUGAAUGCUGCUGAUUUAAAAAGCCAGCUUGAAAAAGCUGGAGAUAAUUUAGUUGUAGUUGAUUUCUUUGCUACAUGGUGUGGGCCUUGCAAGAUGAUUGCGCCCAAACUGGAAGAGUUAUCAAAGGAAAUGGAAAAUGUUAUCUUCUUGAAAGUUGAUGUAGAUGAAUGUGAAGACAUUGCUAGUGAAUAUGGAAUUAGCAGUAUGCCUACCUUUGUUUUCAUUAAAAAUAGUAAAGUGCUGGAAACCUUCUCAGGUGCUAAUUACGACAAACUUAAAAGCACAAUUCAGAAGCAUAAGUGAAUAAAUAAUUUUAAUGGCAGAAGUAUUUUUGAACAGGAUUAUCUAUUGGUUAUCAUUAAUCAAUAAAGGUAACUAGCAAAAAUCUCAUAAUCAGUAAAAAUGAAGUUAUAUAUCACUUGCAAAAUGUAAGGGACAUAAUUUUUUGUUAAUACACUGUCAGUUUUAUUAUACAUAUUUUGUUGCAAAAUAAAAUGUAAUCAGCUUAUAAAAAAAUAUACAUCCAAUAUAAUUCUUUCUUAUAUUAUUGUCUGAUAAUGUAAAAAAUAAUUUUCAAAAUUUGACAUAAAAUAUUAAAUUUAUUUACACAA
Bombus terrestris (buff-tailed bumblebee) is the source of this 1335-nucleotide messenger RNA. Its product is annotated as thioredoxin-2. The record is from RefSeq and is a predicted model, not a curated record. Bases 710 to 1027 code for a protein of 105 amino acids. NCBI's taxonomy places the organism in Eukaryota, Metazoa, Arthropoda, Insecta, Hymenoptera, Apidae. Gene Ontology annotation, molecular function: protein-disulfide reductase activity. The transcript has 5 exons.